AUGGCGGCAGUAGCAGAAGAGCACAGCCUCGAGGCCAGGCUCUCUGGGCUGGACCUUGACGCCUCAUCCGCGACUAAGGGCACCAUCGAUGGCCAGACGCUCCUCUCCGCUUUCCGUACAGAGGCCUCGCCUCGUUCCCGAGCCCUCGCUACUCUUGCUCUCUCCCGCACUUCAGGGCAGGGCCAGGAACUUGCAUCAACGGAGCUGCUGAAGAGUACCGUCCGUCAUGCCUUGAGCUCCCUCGAUGAGGAUGUAGAAGGGUAUACAGCUGCUCUAAGACUGCUUUCCACCUUGUACGCUUUGGACCCCUCCGGGGCUUACACGCUCUGCGGAUCUCAAGGCCAGAGGAGCUCGUGGACAUUGAUUCUGCCACGGAUAGAGAGCGUCAGCAACGAUUCAGUCAACCUCUUUCGGGCCGAGCUUUUGUCCUCGGCUGCCGCUCACACAGCAAGUAGGGCGCAGCUGAAGGGCGAUGCCGAUGUUGUCCAAUGGCUAGCCUCAGCCGUAGCCAAAGGAAAGGAGGGCCAAGCGCCUUUGGUAGCUCAGAGGGUGGCGCUCAUCGCUGGACUGGCAUCGUACAAGCUAGAGAGGGGUCCUACAUCCUCUGAGCAGGAAGAGCUAGGCGCCCCAAGCUCAACCUCGGAGGACGCUGCAGAGCUCCAGACAAGGCACGAAGCUCAAGAGCGACUUCUGCUGAGUCUGGCCAGGCCUCACAUCGUGUCUGCUGACGCCCAGACUUUGGAUCAAGAAGAGUCCAGACUGACAAUCCUCUCGUCCCUCGAGGCUCUCAGCUACCUUUCCUCACUUCCUGCCAUGAAGGAGGCCAUAACGAACGACUCGACUCUCCUCCAGAAGCUCUGUAGUCUUCCGUCCACCACAAAGCAGGGUCUGGAGCGAAAGUCUGUCUUCCCCUCGCGGAGGACUGAGAAUCCUCAGAAUGGACAGUCCUCCUAUGAUCUAGAUUCGACGCUGUCUAGUCCAUUGCGGCAGGCCGACUCGUCCCUGCAGUAUGCUCUCUGGACCAUCGUACUCAAUCUUGUCGCCUAUCGGCCAAUCCUCUCGUACGAGGAGCGGCAGAUGAAGAAGCUCAGGGGAAUGGCCAACGCGAAGAAGUCUGAGGCACAAAAGGCGGGUGGGGGAGAGGAAGAUCAGCGUGAGAGCUCACCUGCGGUCGACAAGAGGGUCGGCAAAGCCAUUGCUGCCGGUGCUACGCAGGCUCUCGUGAGCAUUUCAUUGGCCGGCGGCCGAACGACGGAAGACUCCUCAAGUUCUGGAUCUAGCAUCUCGCCUGCAGUCAGAGACACACUGGGGCAAGCAUUCCUCCACCUGACGUUCAAACAAGACAAGGUCCAGCGGGGAAAGAUAGCACAAGCAGGUGGAGCGCGAGCUCUACUCGUCCUUGGUACACACGCCAUCAAGAAGCUUUCGUCAGAUGCACCAUCAACAUCGAACCCGCUAGAGCGCUCCUCUUCCUCUUCUGCUGCUUCCGAAAGCUCAAGUCUUGCUCCACUACAGGCGCUGGCUCGAAUGUGUAUCACCACGUCGCCAGCCAUUUUGUUCGGAUCCCCCACCAAUGCGCUGGCUGCGUUACCUGCCUUGGCAACUCUGUAUCUCCACGCUACGUCCGAGCCACUGCAGCGCUUCGAAGCUCUGCUGGCUUUGACAAAUCUCGCAAGUCUGGACGCUCAGCUGGCCAGCGCAGUCGCUAAAGCACGUAUGGCCUUGCCUACAGGAUCGUCUACAUCGUCUAGCAAGACCAAUUCGUCGCCUGCCUCAGCCCAGAAGCCUCACGAUACCGAUGCGCAGCGCACGGUAGCAGACGCAAUGGAGGACUCGAUUCUCCUCGAGGACAAUGCCAUGAUCCGUCGAGCAGCCGUCGAGCUACUGUGUAAUCUAGCUCAGGACGAGAGUGUGUUCAAGCGCUGGACGGGUGAGGAGGAGGAGCAGGCGUUGGAGAAGCCAAAAGGGUCGAUAGCGGCUGGAUCUGCUCUGGCAUCGGGGAAGGGGAAGGGCAAAGCAGGACGAAGGUUGCACCUCCUAGUCGCUCUAUGCUCCCCUGCCGAUAGCACAACCACGACAACGGAGUCAAGCGUGGAGCCUGCCUCCGCUUCUGAUCCUGAGACCACAUCCAGCAGCGCGAAAGAGACCUCUUUAUCGACUCGCUUGGCCGCCUCGGGAGCCCUAGCCAUGUUCAGCUCAAGCGCGACGUGCUGCUCUCAUCUUCUUGCACUGCGCCCUCGCUCACUCAAUAUCCUCGUGCGUCUGGUCAAGCCCGGAACAAGAAGGAGCAAAAGCCAAUUUUCUCUGGCUGCUUCAGCUUCAGGUGCCAAGAUUGAAGAGAUUGAUGAAGACGAGACCGAGUUCGAGUCGAAGUCGCACAAAUCGGAGAAUACAGAGGGAGGAGAUGACGGGGAGGAGGCAGACGCAGAGGCAGAAUCUACAGAUGAGGAACUCGAAUCUCGUCUCGAGAGAAACGACGCCGUCUCCUCUUCCCUCGGGAUCACUCACGCCCGCGCCUCUCUAGCCAUCCGCGGUGUAUCAGUACUGCACAGUCUCGUCUCCUUUCUCCAAUGGAGCAAAGACCAGGCCGCUUUCACCGACACCGACACGAGGCGUAGCGCUGCUCCUACCCCAGAGGAAUUCACGAUAGCUCUCCAUACCCUCCAAGCUAGCGGAGCAAUUGAGGCUUUCAGGGUCGUUGCACUCGAGGGGGCUAGAGAGCUGCAGACUUUGGGCGAUCAGAAUGUGAGAGGGAUGACGAGCAAUCAAGCUGGAGCUGAGGUGGAAGCGAGGGGAAUGAGGGGAGAGGUGACGAAGAUGGCUUUUGAGUGUUUGAAGAUGCUCAGCGGGAUGGGGGUGCAAGUAAAGUAA
Messenger RNA from Microstroma glucosiphilum, 2871 nucleotides. RefSeq lists its product as hypothetical. The transcript has a single exon. The coding region runs from base 1 to 2871 and encodes 956 amino acids. NCBI's taxonomy places the organism in Eukaryota, Fungi, Basidiomycota, Exobasidiomycetes, Microstromatales, Microstromataceae. The record is from RefSeq and is a predicted model, not a curated record.